This is a messenger RNA of Penicillium chermesinum, 1902 nucleotides long. RefSeq lists its product as uncharacterized. The record is from RefSeq and is a predicted model, not a curated record. Gene Ontology annotation, cellular component: cytoplasm. Gene Ontology annotation, biological process: cellular response to oxidative stress. NCBI's taxonomy places the organism in Eukaryota, Fungi, Ascomycota, Eurotiomycetes, Eurotiales, Aspergillaceae. The transcript is spliced from 2 exons. Bases 1 to 1902 code for a protein of 633 amino acids.
AUGGAACAGGACGCUGAGAGCUUACUUGUGCAAGCACUGCCGCCCGCGACGGACUACCUCUCCUACCUCACCAUUCUAGAGGACCGAUUGACCCCAGCGGGCCUGCCAUUGCUUCAUCGCUUGUUGCAAGAUGAGAAGUUGACCACGAAUAUCGGGUGGGACCUGGUAAAGAUACUGGUUCCCAUGCUCCCAGCAUCCACGGAUUGCCUUCAGGAUGUUGCGCGCUUGGGAAACCCCCGAGAGGGCAUCCUGCGCGUUUCGGAAGCUUUGAUGGAUCUUCAUCCUCAGGAAGACGAAGACGAAGAUGAACCCACCGCAAGGUCACUUCCGCAACAUGUGAUUCAAUUCAACUGCCUGGUCUCUAUGCUUACCAUACUCCACACCCGAAUCCAAACCAAGUCGGCCAGUCGCUUCAUCGCAACCUCUCUCCAAGCCGUUCUCGAAGCCUACUCAUCGAUGGUCACCGACGAAACGACCCUUGCCUUUCUCGAGUUCAUCCGUGCGGUCUCCCCGAGCAAACGACCUGCCCCGCCACCUCGGACUAGCAGUCAAUCCGCUGUCCUCCGUGUCUCCGAGCCCUCAGCCCCAGACCCCGAAGCCGAGGCCACAUCCCCAUCACCGGACGGAGAUGGCGAAACGAAGCUGGUAAAUCGGUUUUUGCAAUUCGGCCUGAUCGAACUUUUGAAAGCCUACUGGCUGGACUUUGCUUCGUUGUUUGACCCGGGCAUGGCGUAUGCCGUUCGGAUGCAGGAGCAUUAUCUUCCGAACAAAAAAAUGCCUGGAAAGUCACUUACAGAAGCAUACGCCAAUGAUGAGAAGUUGAUAGAACGCGAUUUUAUAAUGGGCAAGAUCAGGGCCCUUUCACGAGACCUCGGGAUCGAUAGCAAUGAGCUACUUUCUAUCGUGCAGAAACCCCCACUUGAUCAAGACGCCGAACCAUUGGAUUUUGAAGAUCCACCAAAGUCUGUCGACGCAAUUGGCCUCGAGCGUCACGGUGCCCUGCUCUUGCUCGCCACUCGGGUUGCAGGCGAAGUAUUGUUCUCAUCGGGCCCCGCUGUGCCACAGAUAGGCGUCGCAAAGGGGUUGCUGAACAUUAUAGAAAACUUCCCCGCUUUAUUGGUGCCGCUGGAGCCCGGCGAACCAAUUGAUAUUCAAGCCAUUCCCAUUUAUGACUCCUUGUUGGCUCUCGCAGCUCACGAGGUACAGCAGCAAUUCGUGCUGCCAACAGAUCCGGGCGAUUUCAAUGACCUAUUUAUGCGAUUGGUAAUGAUGACCUCUUUCGACAAAUGGUCGAUUGUUCGUGAGAUCCCGGCUGCUAUCCUCAAUGCUCAUCCGUCCGAUCACGCGCGCUUCGAGGCUAUCAAGGCCCUGUACCUAAUGAACAAACGCUACCCGCCGGUCGGAGACAUUGGCCUUGGUUUGCUGAAAGAAGAACUGUUGAAGAAUGAUAAGACCAUUUUCCAUGACCCUGUACACCUUUGGACACUGUGGAGCUUGUUGGUAGCAGACCAUGUCAAAUCUGUAUCCAGUCACCCCCUGGGUGAACGGAUACAGGGUCUCCAGAAAAGUGGCGCUGUUAUUGUUUCGGCACUGAACUUGUACUACGUGCUUCUCUCUUCGCCCCUUCGCGAGAAGAUCGGAGUUGAGAAGACCUUAAAAAGCUUCCGUGCCGAAGUCCAAGUUCCACUCAAGAAGGCAUUGGACGAAGUCCUAUCUCAAGAGGCUUCUGCUACUCUUAGAGAAGAGGAACUGUCUGCCUCUAAGGCUGGGGCCGAGCUUAUUGUCUCUUCUAUCGAAAAGAUUGAACAAGCAACGGAAGAUAUCAAGGAUGAACAGUUAAAGGACUGGUCUGGUGAGGAGAAGGAAAAGAUGACCGAGAUCCACCCCGUCUCGGUCUGGUAA